Molecule: messenger RNA, 476 nt
Organism: Amoebophrya sp. A25
Lineage: Eukaryota; Dinophyceae; Syndiniales; Amoebophryaceae
Source: the annotation of a GenBank genome assembly
UUACCUCAAAGUGCUCGGCGAUCAUGAUUGUUUUAUCUUUUGUUGACUUGCUCCAGGUCUCUUACCUCAAAGUGCUCGGCGAUCAUGAUUGUUUUGACCUGCUCCAGGUCUCUUACCUCAAAGUGCUCGGCGAUCAUGAUUGUUUUAUCUUUCGCUUCGGAACCGUGGUGGCUUGGGGUGUCACGGAGGAUCAAGUCAGGGAUAUCUGCAAGUUCUUGAAGCCCUUUUGCUUUUCAAUACUGCCAGAAUUUGAGUACGAUGACAUGUUCUUCAUAGUCGAAAGAGGACCGCCGAAUAGUGGUAAUGAUAUGUUUCUCAUCGUGGGUUCUUCAUAGGACCUCCGAAUAGCGGUACUGGAGUCUUGGACGUUUUUGAAGAGUUUUUAGGUUUGUUGUUCAUAAUCUUGGACGAUGGAGGAUAGUUCGAGAAUCCAUAUUUCAGGUUACGUCGCAAAAGACCGGAUCACUCUCGCAACG